Messenger RNA from Metopolophium dirhodum (rose-grain aphid), 1335 nucleotides. Its product is annotated as probable lysine-specific demethylase 4A. The coding region runs from base 1 to 1335 and encodes 444 amino acids. The record is from RefSeq and is a predicted model, not a curated record. Lineage: Eukaryota; Metazoa; Arthropoda; Insecta; Hemiptera; Aphididae. Gene Ontology annotation, biological process: chromatin remodeling. Gene Ontology annotation, cellular component: nucleus. The transcript has 9 exons. Gene Ontology annotation, molecular function: histone H3K9 demethylase activity; histone H3K36 demethylase activity.
AUGUUUAGCUCUAAUUCUAAGCGUAAAAGAAAAGAAAGCACAUAUUUAAGAUAUUAUUGUACCUCUACUACUACUGGGAAUGAAUACUCAGAAUUUGAUGAGCCUUCUUUAAAUAUAUCGGAUCAAGAAAACUGGAAAAUUAAUGCAUAUUAUAGAAUUCUGGAUGCAAUUAUUACCAGCAUGAAAACUAGAUUUUCAUCUGAAAGCUUACGUUUAGCAUCAUCUGUUGACAAUACAAUGUGUUCUAAUAAUCCUAAAAUCAUGGUUUUCAGACCAUCUUUGAGUGAAUUUAAAAAUUUUAGUAGCUACAUUGAAUUUAUGGAAUCGAGAGGAGCUCAUAAGGCUGGUGUGGCAAAAAUUAUCCCACCAUCUGAAUGGAUACCAAGAAAAAAAAGCUACGACGAAGAUGAUAUAAUGAGUUUGAAAAUUCCAAAUCCAAUAUACCAAGAUGUUAAAGGUGAUAAAGGAAUUUAUCAACAAUUCAGACGGAAUCAAAAAAUGAUGACGGUCAGAAAGUUUAAAAAACUUUCUGAGACUGAAUUUUAUAAGACUCCGGAUCAUAAAGACAAUGGAGAUAUCGAAAAGAUAUAUUGGGACAACAUUGUUUGCCACACCCCAAUAUAUGGUGCCGAUGUAACUGGGUCUGUUACUGACCAAGAUGUGAAAGCUUGGAAUAUGAAUAAGCUGGAUACGAUACUGGACGUUAUGCACGAUACGACCAUCGAAGGUGUUAAUACACCUUAUUUAUAUUUCGGUAUGUGGAAAUCCACAUUCGCGUGGCAUACUGAAGACAUGGAUUUAUACAGUCUUAACUACGUACAUGUUGGAUAUCCAAAGACAUGGUAUGCGAUACCUCCAAAACAUGGGAAAAAAUUUGAAAAAUUGAUUCGUGAGAUUUAUCCGGACGAAUUAUCAAGUUGCCCGGCGUAUGUUCGGCACAAAACAAUUAUUUUAUCACCUGCCAUUUUGAAAAAACACUCAAUACCAUUUAAUACGAUCACACAAAAACCUGGGGAAUUUAUGGUAACUUUUCCUUUUGGUUACCAUGCGGGGUUCAACCAGGGCUAUAACAUCGCUGAGGCAACGAAUUUCGCCACUCCACGUUGGGUGGAGUACGGUAAAAAAACAAAUUAUUGCCGAUGCUUUGGAGAACCAAUCAUUUUCAAUAUGGAAAUAUUUUUACAGCGGAUACAACUUGACAAGUCUCCCUUGUUGCUAAAAGGAAAUGAUAUUGGGCUCCAUCCAAAAUGCGAUGGCUCUGGAAAAAAAAGAGAUUUUGAACGCCUUCCGGUGUGCAAAAAUCUGUACUAUAGAAGUACUAUAGAAGAACUGUGA